AUGACUACAGACAACGGCAAGAACGUCUUCCUCAUCGGCCCCGGCCUCAUCGGUGCGGAUCUCCUUGAGCUCCUCCACGCAGAUGGCUACCAUGUCACAACAAUGGCCCGUCGUGAAUCGCACGCAGCUCAACUUCGCGAGUUUGGCGCCAACGUCAAGACCAUCAUCGGCACCCUCGACGACAAAGACAUGAUCACCAAGCACACCGCCGAAGUGCCCAUCGUGAUUCAUGCCGCCACCGCAGACCACCUGCCCUCAGUCGAAGCAGUGUUGGACGGCAUCCGUCAACGAGCCGACAAAGGACUGUCGACGACGUUCCUCCACACCUCCGGAACCAGCGAGCUCGUGGAUAACUCCAAGGGCAUGUACGCCAGUGACAAAAUCUACACCGAUCUCGACCCCGGCGACAUUGAUGCCAGCGUCCCGGACACAGCGCCGCACCGCGAAAUCGAUCUGGCUAUCCUCCGCGGUCGUAAGGAGAUCGGCUCCAAGGCCAAAAUCGUCAUCAUCCUGCCUCCACUCAUCUACGGCGUGGGUCGGCGUAUCCCCCGCCUGACCAUCCAGCUUCCAACAAUGACGCGCUUUGCGCUGAAGCACGGCUAUGCGCCUGUGAUUGGGAAGGGUGUGUCCAUCAGGUGCAGCAUUCACGUGCAAGACCUCGUGCGCGCAUACAUGGUCAUCCUCAACUGGCUAUCCGCCACGUCUGGUGAGGAGGUGCUUGAAAAUCCUUACUUCUUCUGCGACAGUGGGACUGAGAUGACUUGGGGUGAAGGCGCCGCUGAGAUUGGCAAAGCCUUGCAUGCGGCCGGGAAGAUUGAAAGUCCGGAGCCUAGGAAUCCGCCAAAGGAAUUGUAUGGCGAUCUGUUUGGGCCGUAUACGCCGACAACGGUAGGAGCAAACAGUCGAAGCCGGGCGGAGAGGUUGCGGAAGAUGGGGUGGGAAGCAACGGAGAAAGGCGUGUUCGAGAGUUUGAGGGAGGACGAGAUUCCGAUGAUUCUGGCCGAGUGGGAGAAAGACGGCAAGGACUUUGCAGGUUACACUGGUGUUGCAAGCUCUGGGACGCAUGUGUUGGAAAGCCUGAGGGACUGA
This is a messenger RNA of Saxophila tyrrhenica, 1089 nucleotides long. RefSeq lists its product as uncharacterized. The record is from RefSeq and is a predicted model, not a curated record. Lineage: Eukaryota; Fungi; Ascomycota; Dothideomycetes; Mycosphaerellales; Extremaceae. The transcript has a single exon. Bases 1 to 1089 code for a protein of 362 amino acids.